Rotaria sordida is the source of this 2564-nucleotide messenger RNA. Lineage: Eukaryota; Metazoa; Rotifera; Eurotatoria; Philodinida; Philodinidae. The record is from the annotation of a GenBank genome assembly.
AUGAUAGAUGAUAAUUUAAUGGAUACAACAGAUAAAAAUCCGCCGAUAACAACAACAUUUGAUGUUGAUCGAUAUCGUUUAACAAAUGAAAGUGAUCAACAAUGGUUUUACAGAAAACAAUUUAUUGAAGCAUUUCGAUUUGAUUAUAAUGAAGAAAGACUUUUAUGUCUUGCACAAUGUUAUGCAAAUACUAAAUGUCUUGGAUGCAAAUAUUCUGAACCAUUAAAAUCAUUACUUGAUCAACUUUCAGAAAAACUUGCGAGUUCUUCCGUUAAACGUUCAACAAGUCAGGAAUUAAAUGAUGUAAAUAAUAAACGAAAUGCAUCUAUGUCAAAUACAACUAUGUCCAACGUUCCACUAAAUUCAGCUUUUUCCAAUUCAUCAAAUUUUGUUUCAUUUUCAUCAUCUAUUCCAUCUCAUCCAUUACCACCAGCAUCAGCACCACCACCAAUUAUAUCUUCCGAACAAGUUCAACAAUCAACAAUAGAUCCAAAAUCAAUGUUAUAUGAGUCAACUGAAACAAAAUUUAUUCGUCUACGAACAUUUGCUAAUCAACUUAAACAAUCAAUUGAAGCAGCACAAAAUCGUACGGGUAAUGAUGAAAAUGAUAAUGCUAUUGAACAAAUAUAUCAAAUUGGUAAUCAACAACGUUUAUUUAUUGAUUAUCGUCCAGAUGAUUCAACAAAUCAAUUAAAUUCACAUGGUACAUAUGCUACUUCGUUUUUAACACAAACAUUUCAUGGUAAACUUUAUAUUGAUGAAGUUUAUAUAUGUUCAGGACAAGGUACAAAUAAAAGAUUAUGUAAACGAAAUUGUUUUCAACAAGCAUUAAAUCGUUUUUUAUAUGAAAAUUUUGAUAUUAAAUUAUUUUUAAAUAAAGAUGGUCGUGAACAAUAUGAACUUAUAAAAAUUGAUUUAAAUGAAUAUCAAGAUGAAUUUAAUAUGGAUGAUAAUCAAGAUAAAGAAUCUUUUAUUAUACCAUCAAAUCAUCCAAUGGCUAAUACAAAAAUGAAUUUUGUUCAUGCACGAGAUACGACAACUAUAGCUGGACGUACAGCUCGACAACAAAGUAAACUUGAACAACAAUAUUGGCAACAAUGGGGUCGUGGAACGCCUUAUUUUACAAAACCAAGACGUAUUCAAAGAUCUUUAUCACCACCACCACCUGUACCACAUCAAACAAUAAAUGAAAAUACAACAGCAGUCAUUGAAGCAGUAUCAACUACACCAGCUAGUGUUGCAGCUGUCAUUGCUGAUAUAGAACAAGCAGCUCAACAACAACAAGAAAAUGUUGAUAAUAGAGAAUUUGUGUAUCCAUUUCCAGUAAAACCAGUCGAUGAUCAAAUAAACAAUAAGUCACCAAUACAACAACAACCAAUAUGUUCUGAAGCAGCUAAAAAUGCCAUUGAUCCCAUAUUAUUAUCUCAACAACGUGCAAAAUUAGCUAAAAUGCAAACAUUUCUUUUUAGUUUAUUGAAUACAUUAGCUGAUGCAAGUCAUUCAAUUGAUCUUAUAUCAACACAAAUUAAUAAAUAUCAUUUGCAUUCGGAUUUUGAAUGUGCGGAUAAACCAACAUCAAAUGGUUUUCAUGGUCAUUUAAUUAUUGAACAAAUUGAAAUAGCUGAUGGAUAUGGUAUUAAUAAAAAAUUAGCAAAAAAACAGGCAUAUUCUAAUGCAUUAAAAUCGAUUUCAUCAGCUAAAUCAUUUUCACUUGAAUUACGUAAUGAUAUUCGUUGGAUAUUAGUUUGUCAUCAAGAUGAGACAGGUCUACUUAAAGUACCACCACCUCGUCGACCUAUAGCAUUACGUAAUGAAGACCGGCCAAGUCGUUGGGGACCACCAACAAAUUUAUCUGCUGUUACAUCAUCAACAACAUCAGCUGUACGUCAUUUUCAUGAGCGUCGUGUUGAAGAAGGUUCACAACGUGAAAAAGAAUAUCAUACAGCAAGUGGUGUAUGUAUUCCACCACCAGCAUUAAUUGAACCACCAUUAACACGUGUAGAAAUAGGAAAAGAUUUAACAAAAUGUACAUCAUCAACAGAUGAAUCUAUUGUGAAUAAUAUUCGUCGUCUUAUACCAAAUACAUUUGUUGUUUUUGAAUUACUUGAUUUCGAUGAAAAUAUUCCUGGUCAUUACGUAUCAAUGUUAUUUACAUCCAUGUCAAAAAAUAAACUUGAACUCAAAUAUGAAUUUGUUCAUGUUCCGAGCGGAUUUAUGAUAACAUAUACAAUAAAUAAUCGAUUUUUUAUGUCAUGGAUAGGACCAACAAAAGUUGCAGCUAAACAAGCUGGAGCAAAAAAAGCUAUUGAAAUGUUAAAAACACUUUAUCCAAGUAUAAAAACAAAACAUGUUGUUAGUGAUAUGUCUAUACAUGAAAAUGAAAUUAUGGGUAUUAAAUAUAAAUUAAUAACACGUUCAGAAUUAUAUGAUCAACAACCAUUAACAACAUCUAUAACAACAAUGCCUACAAAUACACAACAAAAAGAAGAUAUGGGUUCAAAAUUAUUAAAAAAAAUGGGUUGGGUUGGUGGUGGUAUUGGUAAAGAUUUACAAGGUAUUGCUGA